AUGUUGGUUUGGGAGGGGGUAAAGGAGAGGAAGGUAUGCCACGCAGGAACAACAGUGAUAAACGUUGAUACAGCAACUCACCAAACACAAUUAGUUGUACUUAAAUUAGAGGAGUGCAAUGGAAUUCUUACUUGGAGUCCUUUUCCAGGGAAUAGGGAGACCAUAUCUCCAGGACUAAAGCUGAGAUAUACCUCGCAGUCCGGACUAAAUAUUGCUUACCUGGACGAAGGAUUCCUGGACCUUAGCACAGUUCGUCUUGUCGAGACAGACGACCUGGACCUAGCAGCUUACCCAGACCAGGCCAGAGAGCAUAUUUUAACCUGUUUUGGAACAAGUUUUACCCCUGUCACUCUUAUUUAUGGAUCUACCCUCACUACAACAAGGACAGCUACAUUCCUGUGCCCGGCCCAGGUGGGAGCUGUUUGGGUUAAAGUGUUUCAGCAGCUUCUUCAACAGCUGCAAUUAGGAUGCUUAAAACUUAGAUGGUUGAAGGAUCAGUAUAUGUUCCUAUACUACCAGGAUGAGCUCUGUAUGGGACCUCUAGCUGUAGAUGCUAUCAAGGUGUUUGGAGGACGUAAUUGGAGCUAUACGGGCAUGAUUAAGGAGAAUAAAAUGCGUAAGAUCUCGCAUGUUGGAAGAUUAAAAAAGAAAUCGUACGGAAAUAUUCAUUCAAUUAAAGACAGAGGUAUCCAUGAAGUUAAUGAAAGUAUAUCUGGUAGCCCUUUAUCCUCUCCUAUACUUCAUCGCAGAUCAGUCGCUGGACCGGUCAAUCUUGGUCUGGGCUCUCUUCUUUCGAAUGUUGAUAUAAUACCUGAGGAAUAUCCUGGAGUUCGAUCCCUUCGUUCCGGAUCCAUAACACAUGGAUCUGAGUUGACUUUCCUGGAUUUUAUGGAACUUUUCAAAUCUUUCAGGCUCCGACUGCGGAAGGACCUGAAAGCGCUGUUUAACGAGCACGCUGUUGUGGCGAGGAAACAGAGAUCCAGCUUGUCCAGGGCGGAGCAGGGGUGGAGCAGGGUAGAGCAGGGGUGGAACAGAAUGGAGCAAGGGUGGAGCAGGAUUGAUCAUGGCUUGAGUCAAUCUGAAAUUAACAUUUUAAACUCACAACAAGAAAGUUUAACGAGAGUGACGAGGUUAGACCUGGAAGAGUUUAACGCUAGGACAGAAAAGAGGAAAAUAUUCGGUGCUCUAGCCAUAGCGUCAAUCAUUCACAACUCUGCACUGGAAAUAUCCAGAUCGGAGUUAGAGAUUCCUGUUGAAAGCUUGAUUACUUUUUUCUCAGUUUACCAAGGAGAACAUUUAGAGAUGGAGGACGCACUGAAUCUGAUAUACAGACAUGAACCGGAUCCAGGAAUGCGGCGUAAAAGUGCUCUAAGCUUCCAAGGGUUCUCUAACCUGCUGAUGGAUGAGGAUAAUGAUGUAGUUGGAGGACAAGAAGAGGAAGAUGAUAUGUCCCAUCCUCUCUCACAUUAUUUCAUCGCAUCAUCUCACAAUACUUAUCUUACAGGUCACCAGCUGAAGGGUCAGUCUUCGGUAGAGUUAUACAGACAGAUUCUUUUAACAGGGUGUAGGUGUGUAGAGCUGGACUGCUGGGAUGGUGAGGAUGGGUCUCCAAUUAUCUUUCAUGGACAUACUUUAACCUCUAAGAUUGCCUUUUUAGACGUUGUCAAGGUGAUAGAAAAAUCUGCAUUCAUUACUUCUCCAUAUCCUCUCAUCCUUUCCAUAGAGAACCACUGUUCUAUCCAACAACAGAAGAAAAUGGCAACAAUUUUUAAGGAGGUGCUAAGGGAUAAACUGUUAACUUAUCCCUUCAUGGAGAACGAGAUGAUCCUCCCCAGCCCCAGCCAGGGUCCUCCAGGCCCCCAACCGUCCUCGUUUGAUCAUGACGAAGAAGAAGACGAGUUUGACAGUGAUUUUGACGAGGAGAUGAUUAUUGACGAGGACGAUGAGGAUGGAGGGGACGAGGAUGGACUCCAAGAUAUCCCAAUGCCCCUGGAGCUUCUGAAUUUGCGGAGGAGGAGAGGGGUUCAGGAUGAUUUUCAGCUUGAAACCCAACUCCAUCAUACAAAACUAUCUUCAAGGGUUCGUGCCAGCACAGUGGACUCCCCCCUGCUGUAUCACAGGAAGAUGGUUGCCAAUGUGAGGAUGAAGAAGAAGGUUCAGGUGGCUCAGGAGCUCUCAGAUCUAGUGGUGUACUGUCAGUCAAGGAAAUUCAAGGAUUUUAAAGAAAGUGAUAGGUCUGAUUCCCCGAUACUUCCUCAACGAAUAAAAAGUCUAGAAAACUCUCCCUCUCAACAUGAACGGGACUCAGGGUCUUCCACAACCAUUUACAACUGUUCAAGCAUUCAUGAGAACAGAGCUAAGUCUGUAGGACGAAAGUCUCCUCUCCGAAUGCUUGAGCACACUGAGAGGUUCCUUGUCCGGUGCUAUCCUGCCGGGAUGCGGAUAGAUUCCUCAAACUUUAACCCUAUCACAAUGUGGUCAGUUGGAAUCCAGAUGGUUGCACUGAACUAUCAGACCAGAGAUUUCAACAUGGUGCUAAACACAACAUUUUUCUCACAGAACAAGCGGAGUGGGUAUGUUUUGAAACCCAGUGUAAUGUGGAAUCCUGAUCAUAUUCUUUACAAACGUUUUACGCCAUUCUCUAAGGAGUUAAUUGGUCUGCACUCAACUACCAUAGAACUUACAAUUAUAAGUGGACAAUAUGUAUGCGAGCAUGACUAUUCUGCGAGCCCUAUAGUCGAAGUUGAGGUUCUUGGUAUACCUAAAGACUGUUACAAGUACAAAACUAAAAUGAGCCAGAGAAAUGCACUCAAUCCAAUUUGGGAAGAUACAUUCGAGAUUGAAGUCCGUUUGGCAGAGCUGGCGUUUCUCCGUUUUACCGUUGUGGAUAUAGCAACUAGUGUUAGUACCGCCCAAAGGAUAAUACCUCUUAAGCAGCUAAGACAGGGCUAUAGAAAUGUCCCCCUAUGGGAUAUGAAAGGGAAGCCUCUUCCUCUUUCUUCACUCUUCAUUCUCUCUGUCUUUCAUCCUGAUUCUGUUCUGAGGGAAGACUCUCCAAGUGCCGAAUCUCUUCAACGAAAGCGUAUGUCCUUUCUUCUGAUCCAUGAUGUGGGGGAGCAGGAUCCCUAUGCUAUUCUGAAAGUUACCAGUGAAUCCACAGCUCAGGAUGUUAUUAAGAUGGCUCUUGAGAAGGUUGGAAAAACAAGCAAGGUCAAUGAGUUUGUUUUGUUGGAGGAGGUUGGAAAGGACAAUGAUAAUCAUCAGCGUCUUGUUGGUAUGGAGGAAAUACCACUCUCUGUUCGAUCUCAAUGGCAAGCAGAAGGAAAGUUUGUGCUUAAAAGAGUAGGUGAGGAUCCCAGUUGGAGAGCUAGACUUGGAACCAAUAUGAUUCACCCAAGGGAUCGAAGGAUUUCUACAAUGUUCCCCAAGUCUGAGUUUAAACUUGAGGAUGUAGAAGAAGAGCCAGAUAUGUUCCUUGUCUGCAUAUUCAACGUAAGCCCUGGUGUAGCUCAUACAAUACUUAGAGUCAGUAAAUCCAACACUGCAACCCAGGUCAUUGUUCAAGCUCUCAUGAAGUCGAGGAGUAUCGAGGAUCCAAGAUCUUAUGUCCUAGUAGAAGAAACUGAAAUCCCUGACGGGAAAAAGAAGGUAGGAAAGAAGUUGGUUCAGCGCGUUCUGGCAGACGAUGAGAAUGUGUACCUGGUUCAGAGUAGCUGGAAGGGGGUUGGAAAACUAACGCUUCUGGAACGGGAUAAGAACGUUCUUCGAAACCGCGGCCUUGAAACUCAUCAAAACAUUAGAGAAACCCAGAGUGAACCUUUAUUCCGAGGAUCUCCACGUCUCCGAAGACCCAACAACUUAGUUGGAAGAGUAAGAAAGUUCUCCAGAAGCCUGUAUGGUCAUGAAGGAAUGGAUGCUCAUGAAACCGUCUCGGACAAUGAUCUCUCUGAUGAUGAUGAUGAUUCUAAUGGAAGGAAAUCUUCUAUUGCUAAUUUUCGCAAGCUAAAAAUCUGGUAGAUGUUUGAUGUUUAAUGUGAUAAUAUUUAACUCAAGUGCUUAUAUUGACUGUUGAUCCUAAAAUUAGGUUUCAGCAAUUAUAACAGACUGUGGAAAAAAUAUUCAUACUAGUCAAUUUUAACUGUGAUAUCAUUGUAAACUUUAUCCAUCAUAUAAAUACAUAUAAAUGG
Molecule: messenger RNA, 4187 nt
Organism: Eurytemora carolleeae
Lineage: Eukaryota; Metazoa; Arthropoda; Copepoda; Calanoida; Temoridae
Product: 1-phosphatidylinositol 4,5-bisphosphate phosphodiesterase epsilon-1
Exons: 22
Coding region: 1-4017 (1338 amino acids)
Biological process (GO): lipid metabolic process; phosphatidylinositol-mediated signaling
Molecular function (GO): phosphatidylinositol-4,5-bisphosphate phospholipase C activity
Source: RefSeq, a predicted model, not a curated record